UCGACGAAAUUUCGAAUAUUUCGACCUGAGACAAACCGGUUGUUCGCGAUAUGGCGGUGCACAACACGAGUGACGGAGAGGGAGAUUCGCACUUUUGGUGGGGACUGAUGAUAUUGAAGAAAGCAUGUAGAGGGGAAAAUAUACGCAGAUUUUCUUCGAAACCAUUUCACGAGCAACAAAGAAAGGAUCGUUUUUUUACUUUAGUUAAGAAAAAAGGAAAAAUAUGUGAGAGAUGCCUUUUCAGGAUGCAAUUAUAUUGGUACUUUUAUGGAGAUAUUUCACGAGAGCAGGUGAGAUCGAAUAAAAAAAAAGUCACCUGUCUUGUUGGCAACCUCCGCGAACGACUCUGACCGCCUCUGACCUGCUGACCGAUUUUCAGCGCUGAUAUCCCUGAAUCCACUUGUCCCUGAUUGGACUUAUAUGACCUUCUCAAAAAAAAAAUCUCUCUGACAAACUUGGCGCUGAAUAAAGGAUCUUUACAUGAUGUUGCGAAUCAUCAUUACUAUGAAUAAAUUAACGAAGAGAGAAACGGAUCUAGUUUCGAAAGGCACCAAUUAUUAUAUUCCGCCGUGUCAUGAACUGAUCAAUAUUGAUAUAUACUUUUUAAAUGGGAAGUUGGUUAAUGAUCCUGAUUAUUCGUCAAGAUUUUCAAGAUAAAUUAUGGGGUAUCAUGGAAAUAUAUUCUGACGCGAGAAACUUUUCUUUUCUCACAGAUCACGACGAAGUUGGUACGAUUGAGAUCGACAAGCAUGAUUCAAUGAUGGAGGUGAUUUCAACACGCCGAUACGAAGCAAGAACUCAUCCUGGAAUUCUGGUCGAUCCAAAGAAAUCCAUUGCUACUGUUAAGGAAGAGGAAUGGGAAACACGUAAAAAGAAGGAAAUUACUACAACGAGACAAAUUGAGACAAGGGUGAAACGACAAGUUGUUCUCGAAGAUGGUGAAGUUGUCGUUGAUUCCGGACCUCUCGUUACCACCAAUACAACUGAAGAUGUUGAGCAACAAGAGCAUACCACUAAGGAGAGACGGACGACCGGGGACGAACCUCAGGAGGUGGAAUGGCCAACUGGAGGGAAAGGAGAAGGAAUAGUUCAGAAAGAGCUUAACGAGACGGUGGUGAGAAGUCGAGAAGAAAUCGAGGAACGUCUUGAGACCGAGGAUCGUCAACAACUUGGCGAUAUUUCUGACGAGGCUUACCUGCAGGCAAUUCGGAGCAAUAAGGGCGAUCUGAGAAUUGCUCUGGCGGAAUCCUCGAAGCAGCUUGCUCCACAAACUGGACCUCGAGUUGUGCACCACACGACGAGGUCGAACAAGGUCGUCGACACUGAGACAACGCUCGAGAGAAGUGAACUCAAAGCAAACGGACAGAUCGUCACCGAAAAGAAGAAAACCAUCGAACACGAAGAGAUCAAGGACGACGAGGUACCAGACGGAAAGGAAGGCAAUGGGGAUAAUGCAUCGGAGACUAGAAAGGAGAGCUUUCAGAGAUUCGUGAAAACAAGAGACGAGGAUAUUGUUGAUUACGUCUCAGGUGGAGAAAGGAUCGCGCGAGAAAUGCGCUACGUCUCAGAAACGACAGAAGGUGAACGAAUUGGAGAUUGGCCUCCUCCGCCGAGCACCAUGCGUACUCAUCGUCUUCAUAAACAAGGAUCCCCGGCAGAAGGAACUCCAGCUUCCAGAAAAGAUGCUUUGACGAAAAAGACUCUGGAUCUGGAGGAAGAAGAUGAGGCGAGAAAAUUUGAAACUUCCAAAUGGCUUGAGAGUCAUUUUGGAAGUGAUUCACGAUCAUCUCACGGCUCUAUCGAUGAUGAGCCUCCAAUUCAUACUGGCACCAAUACUAGUUUCAUCAACGUAACAAUGAAAUCAUGCAACACAAGAGAAAGGGAUUUUCAGAAUUCAAACUCUAGUCGUCCACCUCGUCGUACCUCAGGUCGUGAUUCUUCCUCUCCAGUUGGAUAUUUUCAAGGAAUUAGCGAAUGGUCCGAAAGACAUCAGGAGAAAAAUAAUCAUGUGAGAACCUCAUCGCCCGAUCAGUAUAUAAAUGGAAAGUCAAAUAAUAAUUGUUUUACUUCGGACAAUACGAGAAAUCAUGUUGAAUCGUAUUCUAGAACAUUGGAGUCGAAACGACAUCAGGAGAGACAAGAGCCAUUGGAACAUCAGAGAAAUGGAGCUCCUUCACCGCCACUUCGAAGAAGAGUUCGAGAGCAGAAGAAAUCAGAGGAAAAAUCUAGUUACGAGUCAACGGGAAGGACGUCAAGUCCAGUACUAGUGGUACAAAGAACUUGGGAAAGUCGCAGUAAAGAUGUACAAAAUCAAAAACUCGAUCGAGAAAUUCGAAAACCAAGUCCAGAAGUUAAACCGAAGACAAUAUAUGUACCAAGAUCACGAUCAAUUUCACCUAUUCCCAGAGCGACUUCUCCAAAAAAAGAAAGAAAAAUCGUUGAACAGGAAAACACUCGAUCUCCUAAAUCCUCUGGACAAUCGAAAUACAAAAUUGGAGAAUCUUUUAGAAAAUUAGUUGGCAAAUUACGUUCGGCAAGUACAGAGAGAAAAAAUAAGAAAAGCGGCAGUUCAACAUCACAAGUAACACAAACGGACGACACUCCAACAUAUAUGCAAUACAAUAGUGUUGAUAAAAAUAUUCCACUUGGUCCGGAUUAUGAUUUAGAGGAUAAACCACCUGAAAGACCACCACGUUCUCCAAGAAAUAAUACUCCAGUGUCUCAUAAUAUUAAAACAACAAAAAUGAAUGAUUAUAAUUCAAAGGAACAAUGGCAUCGAAAUGAAUCUGUACCUCCUGUUCAAAGGUAUUAUUUAGGUGAAGAUCCCUUUGGAGGAAGUAUUUAUGGAAAAGAAAAAGGAUACGAAAAUUCAAAACCACAUGGUAGACAUCGAACGUCUGGGAAAUCGGGAAUUGAGACUGAAUACAGUGUCGAGUCAAAUUCUUUGGGCCGCUUUAGCAAAUCCACCAGUCGCUUGUCCAGUGAAUAUGAGAGGGAAGAACAUUUUCGCACCACUCAAACUUUGCCCAGGAAGCUUCACACUUCCGAGCGUAGACGACAAAUUUCCAGGAAUCAUUUGAACGAAUCUAAAACAAAAAAUGAUUCUAGAAAUGGAAAUCAUUUGAACGAGAUUAGAAGUGGUAAUCAUUUAGAGAUGAGAAAUGGUGUGAAUCAUUUGGAAAUGAGAAAUGGAAAUAAUCAUUUAGAAAUGAGAAAUGGUAAUCAUUUGAACGAGAUUAGAAAUGGAAGUCAUUUGGAGAUUAGGAAUAAUGGAAAUAAUCAUUUAGAGAUCAGAAAUGGAAAUGGUUUUAAUGAGUCAAGGUUCGGGAGUUUGCUGUCAUCUAAACUUGGUCAUCCUCAAAGAUAUGGAAGCAUGAUAAACAUUUCUUUUAAGAACAAUGUGGGUCAUCCAAAACCAGUUCAAACUCUUGUUCAAGGUCCAACAAAACCUGACAGAACUUAUAAAUCGUCGCUCUCUCGUAGCAAAUCAUUUAAUGUUGAAGCCAACAGGAAUUAUUCUGAUCGUUAUUCGCCAAGUACGCAUUAUAAAUCAAAUUCCCAAUUAAAUCGAUUAGACGAAACUCCACCUUUGAAAAGUCCUGGAAUUUUAGCCAGUAUCAGUCGUAGUAACAGGGAUCUCUUUAAAAAUGGCAAACAUGAUUUUUAAAAAUUAAAUUGAUUUUAAAGAACAUUAUUUAUACAUUUCAACAUUGUUAAAAAAGAAAUUCUCAAUUGAGGUUUUAAAGAAAUUAAUAUAAAAUUGAAACAAAUGUUUAAAAAUGUUAAAAUUGAAAAUUAAUAUUUUAAUUUUAUUUAUUAAUUUCUAAAAUUUUAUUGAACAGAUGCCAUAUUUUAAGAUUCUCGCUAAUUAGCAUUGUAUAUUUCGCAUGUUAAUUUAAAAAAAAAAAAAUAUUGAAAAAUAGAUUCACACACGGGUUUUUGAAUAACAUUCUUUCUCAGGUCGAAUUUAAAAUUUUUAAUAAUAAUUUCUUAUCACCUAAGUUUUUGAUCAACUAAUUUAAAAAUGCAUAAAUUAUCCUUUAAAUAAAUUUUUAUUUUAGUUUUAAAUUAAUAUAAUAUGUAAAAUAAUAAAAAUAGUCGACAACUUUCACAUUUUCCAUAUUUGUAAAAUAAUAAAGUUAGUCGAUAAUUUCUUCUUUUAUUUUGUAAAAUAAUUAUUGCCGUUAUUACUAAAAUAAUUUUUAUACAAUCCACUUAAUUUUACACAUAUAUAUAUAUAUAUAUAUAUAUAUAUAUAUAUAGUAUAAGUAAUU
Molecule: messenger RNA, 4274 nt
Organism: Leptopilina boulardi
Lineage: Eukaryota; Metazoa; Arthropoda; Insecta; Hymenoptera; Figitidae
Gene: chas
Product: GATA zinc finger domain-containing protein 14
Exons: 16
Coding region: 608-3667 (1019 amino acids)
Source: RefSeq, a predicted model, not a curated record